Carica papaya (papaya) is the source of this 1820-nucleotide messenger RNA. Lineage: Eukaryota; Viridiplantae; Streptophyta; Magnoliopsida; Brassicales; Caricaceae. The record is from RefSeq and is a predicted model, not a curated record.
AUCUCAGUCAAGGUGAAGCCUUAAUCAAUGGUGGAUUGGGAUUAGAUCUCCACAACUUGGGCUGUUCAACACUCGGGGUUGGUUAUUACCCCUCUGUACACGAAAUCUUCCUUCUUCUACAUCUUAACGCCAUUAAAAUUCCUAUUCAUACAUUUCUCAUCAUCAACCAGAGGAAACUUGCGAGAGCUGUUCCGCGGCAAGUUUAAAAAUUCAAUUUCAGAUCUAUCCAAUUCGUGUAUUUAUUAUAUAUAUUAAGCUGAGUGUCUGAGUUGUGGAAGAACAGCUAAUGAAUUAAGUUUACCCGAUUGAUUGUCUUUCGGUUGGUUGAUAGAUUGAUUGAUUAAUUGAUUGGUUGAAGGGUGAGAAUGAUGAUGAGGGAAAAGCUUGGGUUGUUGUUAUUAUCAUGGUUUCUUCUCUGCGGGUCAUGUUUGGGUAGGUUUGUGGUGGAGAAGAACAAUUUGAAAGUAACAUCUCCAGACUCCAUCAAGGGAGUUUACGAAUGCGCAAUUGGGAAUUUCGGCGUUCCUCAGUAUGGAGGAACCUUGAUUGGGACAGUUGUUUAUCCCAAAUCCAAUCAGAAGGCCUGCAAGAGCUUUGACGAUGUUGAUAUCUCAUUCAAGUCCAGGCCUGGAGGCUUACCCAUCUUUGUCCUCAUUGAUCGAGGAGAUUGUUACUUCACCUUGAAGGCAUGGAAUGCACAGCAAGCUGGAGCAGCAGCCAUUCUUGUUGCUGAUGAUAAGAAGGAACCUUUAAUUACCAUGGACACCCCUGAGGAAGGGAACACUGAUGCCGAUUAUCUGCAAAAGAUCACAAUCCCCUCGGCUCUUAUCAGCAAAUCGGUGGGAGAUAGUAUCAAGAAUGCUAUUUACAGCGGGGAGAUGGUCAACAUGAAUCUUGAUUGGAGAGAGGCUCUUCCUCAUCCAGAUGAUCGAGUUGAGUACGAAUUAUGGACCAACAGCAACGACGAGUGUGGGCCAAAGUGUGACAGUCAGAUUCAGUUUCUGAAGAACUUCAAAGGAGCAGCUCAGAUUCUUGAGAAGGGAGGUUAUACUCAAUUCAGCCCACACUAUAUAACUUGGUACUGCCCAGAGGCAUUUAUCCUUAGCAAACAAUGCAAGUCUCAGUGUAUCAAUCACGGGAGGUACUGUGCUCCAGAUCCAGAGCAGGAUUUCACUAGAGGGUAUGAUGGGAAGGAUGUAGUUAUCCAAAAUCUACGCCAAGCUUGUGUUUUCAGAGUGGCCAAUGAAACCGGCAAGCCAUGGCUUUGGUGGGACUAUGUAACUGACUUUGCAAUCCGCUGCCCAAUGAAAGAAGAGAAGUACACCAAAGAGUGUGCUGAUCAAGUUAUCCGAACUCUCGGUGUUGAUCUCAAGAAGAUAGACAAUUGUGUUGGAGACACCGAGGCUGAUGUGGAGAAUCCAGUCCUUAAAGCUGAACAAGAUGCACAGAUUGGCAAAGGCUCACGUGGAGAUGUGACUAUACUGCCAACUCUUGUUGUAAACAAUAGACAGUAUAGAGGAAAGUUAGCCAGAGCAGCGGUUCUCAAGGCUAUUUGUUCAGGUUUUCGGGAAACAACGGAGCCAGCAAUUUGUUUAACUGAAGAUAUAGAAACAAACGAAUGUCUGCAAAACAAUGGUGGAUGCUGGCAGGAUAAAUCAGCCAAUAUUUCUGCAUGCAGGGAUACUUUCCGCGGAAGGGUGUGUGAAUGUCCUAUAGUACAAGGAGUGAAGUUUGUUGGUGAUGGUUACACUCAUUGUGAAGCCUCGGGAGCAUUACGUUGUGGAAAUUAACAAUGGAGGAUGUUGGAAGAAAACCCAAAA